Capra hircus (goat) is the source of this 933-nucleotide messenger RNA. It is a transcript of the gene MRPS26, whose product is annotated as mitochondrial ribosomal protein S26. NCBI's taxonomy places the organism in Eukaryota, Metazoa, Chordata, Mammalia, Artiodactyla, Bovidae. Bases 220 to 837 code for a protein of 205 amino acids. Gene Ontology annotation, cellular component: mitochondrial small ribosomal subunit. The record is from RefSeq and is a predicted model, not a curated record. The transcript is spliced from 4 exons.
UCAUCCCUACUCCCUGCAUGGGAACUGGAGCGAUGCGAGUGGCGGACACGCGGGCCCCAGCGGAGGACAAUAGCCAGAUUCCGGGCCGGGGGCGGAAGCAAAACUGCAGGCUCCACAGGGUGGGGACGGAGCCCGCGGACUACACGUCCCGUGGUGCCCCGCAGCAACUUCCGGGCCCCAUGAUGCCCUGCGGAGUACCGGAGGCGGGGCCGUCUCGCCAUGCUCCGCGCGCUGAGCACCCUGGGCGCGCGGCCCUUGGGCCGCCCCCCUGCCCAGUUUCUGCUGCUCGCGCGCGGCCGAAAAACCCGCCACGAUCCGCCGGCCAAGUCCAAGAUCGGGCGCGUGGCGACCCCGCCCGCCGUGGAUCCUGCGGAAUUAUUCGUGCUGACGGAGCGUUACCGGCAGUACCGCCAGACGGUGCGCGCCCUCAGAAAGGAGUUCGUGACCGAGGUACGCAGGAAGGUGCAUGAGGCCCGAGCCGGUGUCCUGGCAGAGCGCAAGGCGCUGCAGGAUGCCGCUGAGCACCGCGAGCUGAUGGCCUGGAACAAGGCAGAGAACCAGCGGCUGCAUGAGCUGCGGAUGGCCAGGCUGCGGCAGGAGGCGCGGGAGCAGGAGCGGCGGCAAGCGGAGGAGGCGGCUCGGGAAGCCCGAGAGGCGGAGGCCUGGGCCCAGCUCAAGAAGCGGGAAGUGCUGCAGCUGCAGGAGGAUGCGAAAGACUUCAUCACCCGAGAGAAUCUGGAGGCGCGGGUGGAAGAAGCUCUGGACUCCCCGAAGAGCUACAAUUGGGCCAUCACCAGAGAGGGGCUGGUGGUCAAGCCACAGCACAAGGGCUCCUGAGGCCCCAGUGAGGACAGUACCUACCCAGGGACCAUGGAAGUAAAGGGGUUAGGCCUGAUCUGAAAUAAAGCAGUUGGUGUUUCUGUUGAAGGAAAA